Molecule: messenger RNA, 2338 nt
Organism: Odocoileus virginianus texanus
Lineage: Eukaryota; Metazoa; Chordata; Mammalia; Artiodactyla; Cervidae
Source: RefSeq, a predicted model, not a curated record
UUUUGCAAGGGGGCAUUUUCAAGGCAACCGCCUCCCUGCUUUGGGACAGCGGCCAGCAAACGCCCCGUGUGACUUGAGAAAUGUGCCGGAGACGCGGUCCAGCCCUAUUUGUGAAUGAAAAGGCUCCGUGUUUCCGGCUGUCCGAGAUCCCUUGGCAAACAUUACCAUCUCUCAAGGAGCACAGAAGAUCUUCUGUUGACAGGCCAAAAAAAGAAAAAAGAAAAAAAAAGGACGGACGACACGCCCUCCCUACAGAUCUUCUGUGCUAUUCUUCAGAUUGCAAGGCUUGCUGAGUCCGCGGACAACCUAACUUGGGUCAGGCAGGACGGCUGUUACUCCGGAGAGUGAAUCAGCAGCACAUGCGUGGACCGCGCGGACCUCCUGGGGUCAGAGCCUGAGAUCACAUCUCCCGCGCGCGGCCCGCUGACCUCGGCUUCCCGGGCCCGGAGACUGCCCUGCAGGAAAUACAAGGAAAGAGAGGACAUGUUACAUCUGGAACACUCUUGGAGCUGGCUGGCGCUCGCCGUCGCUGCGCUUCUGGGUCCGAAACCCUCAGCCUGCGGCCCUGCACCUGACCCCCGGCCCAACAUCCUCCUCCUGAUGGCGGACGAUCUCGGCAUUGGAGACGUCGGUUGCUACGGCAACACCACCAUCAGGACUCCAAACAUCGACCGCCUUGCGGCGGAUGGUGUGAGGCUCACCCAGCAUCUGGCCGCCGCCCCUGUGUGCACCCCAAGCAGAGCAGCAUUUUUAACAGGCAGAUACCCACUCCGAUCAGGUAUGGUUUCCAGUCAAGGCCACCGUGUUCUUCGGUGGACAGCCGUCUCUGGAGGACUUCCGCCCAGUGAAAUAAGUUUUGCAAAAAUACUGAAAGAUAGAGGCUAUACCACCGGACUCAUAGGACCGCCUCAGACACAUGUGUUCUUUGCAGGCCAGAUCCUCGAUACUUUGGACACAGAAGGGUUGACCAACAGCACCCUCGUUUAUUUUACAUCAGAUCACGGGGGAUCCUUAGAGGCUCAGUCUGGAAACAACCAAUACGGUGGCUGGAAUGGGAUAUACAAAGGUGGCAAAGGCACGGGCGGCUGGGAAGGCGGGAUCCGGGUCCCGGGGAUAUUCCGGUGGCCUGGGGUCCUGCCGGCUGGCCGCGUGGUCCAUGAGCCCACCAGCCUGAUGGACGUCUUCCCCACCGUGGUCCACCUGGCAGGUGGCCAGGUGCCCCAGGACAGGGUGGUGGACGGCCGGGACCUGCUGGGCCUGCUCCAGGGCACUGCGCAGCACUCGGACCACGAGUUCCUCAUGCACUACUGCGAGAGCUUUCUGCACGCCGCCCGGUGGCAUCAACGCGACCGAGGUGCAGUGUGGAAAGUCCACUUCGCGACCCCCGUCUUCCAGCCCGACGGCGCAGGCGCCUGCUACGGGCAAGUGGUGUGCCCCUGCUCCGGGGACGGGGUAACCCAGCACACCCCACCGCUGCUGUUCGACCUGUCCCGAGACCCUUCCGAGGCCCACGCCCUCACGCCGGACACGGAGCCCUCGUUCCACCGGGUGGUGGAGACCGUGGCCCGGGCCGUGGCGGCCCAUCGCCGGACGCUCAGCCCGGCUCCGCUGCAGCUGGACGCGGCGGACAACACGUGGAAGCCGUGGCUGCAGCCGUGCUGUGGUCGGUUUCCCUUCUGCUGGUGCGAUCGGGACGCGGACCCACGAUAGGAGCCCGCCUGGGAAACCCAGCUCCCCGACCCCCUGCACGUCUUCACCGGCGUCAAACAAAUAUAAACCACCGGUGUGAAGUCAAGUCGCCUGCUGGUGUGGGCUUGAAUCCUUUCACCUAGAAUCCAGGCUGCGGUCAGUGUAGGGCAGUGGUGGGGGGGAAGGAAAGGCUGAGAUGUAUGAAGACGGUAACUUGGAAACUCACAUUGUGCUGCGUUGUGCCAGACUCUUUGCGACCCCAUGGACUGUAGCCCCACCAGGCUCCUCUGUCCAUGGAAUUCUCCAGGCAAGAAUACAGGAGCGGGUUGCCAAGCCCUCCUCUCGGGGAGCUUCCCGACCCAGAGAUCCAACUGCAUUGCAGGCGGAUUCUUUACCAGCUGAGCCUCCAGGGAAGCCCGGAAACGUACAUGACCAUGUGUAAAUUACAUAACCAAUGGGAAUUUGCUCUAUGGCUCACGGAACUGAAACAGGGGCUCGGUAACAACCCAGAGAGGGGGGCUGGGGUGGGGGGCGGGAGGCAGGUUCGAGAGGGAGGGGACACAGGUAUACCUAUGGCUGAAUCGUGUUGAGGUUUAGCAGAAGCCAACCAAAGUCUGUAAAGCAAUUAUCCUUCAAUUAAAAAGAUAAA